AUUGGUGUCCGUCGGUUUCCCGAGCCGGACGCCGACAGCAGCGCAUCGCCGGCGUUUUUCAUUCAUUUUCAUCAGGCUGCUUCAGUCCGGCACGCAGCGCCUAGUUGCGCGGCAGGUCUCCACUCCGCCGAGGUUGUAACACUUGUUACCAGCCGCCGCUGCCCCGGUACAGGCGCACCUGAGUUGAGUUCAGACAUCCCGCGUUCCGCGGUGAGCCGCCGAGCCCAUGAUCCGCCCACGAAGCGGCCGCGAAGUUCAGUUCGCCUCUGAAUGCAACACUUACAGCAGCUCGACUGCCGGCGAUGCGUGAGCUAGAACAUAAGGACAGGAUCGAGGGGUUUUUCCGUUUUACCCUAAAUUUUCUAUAGACUUGACAGAUCGGCUGUUUGGUAAUAAUCCGAAAUCAUCACCGCCAAGUUGCUGCACCGCGAUUGUUCCCUUCGUUCAGAGGAGAAUUUUUUUUUACCAAGGCGGUAAAAUAUAUACAGCAGUAUAAUAGCCGGUAUCAUAUGUUUGCCAUAUUUAUCGAGUCGUGCAGUUGAGGUAGUUUUCAUUAUAAGGGAAAAAAUACAAUAUAUAUUUUUUUAUUUAAAAAACCAGUUGGCGAGAGAUGAAGGCGAAAAACAGGGAUCAGAGCUUUUCAGAUUCAAGGGAACUGGACGGCUCCUACGACCAGCUCACCGACAGCGUGGAGGACGACUUUGAGCUCUCCACGGUGUGUUACCGGCCCGAGGGCCUCGACAAGCUGCUGGAACAGACCAAGUUCACCAAGAAGGAGCUGCAGAUUCUCUACCGGGGUUUCAAGAAUGAGUGCCCCAGUGGAGUCGUCAACGAGGAGGCAUUUAAACUCAUCUACUCGCAGUUUUUCCCCCAGGGAGAUUCCAGCACAUACGCACACUUCCUCUUCGAAGCAUUUGACACCAACAAGAAUGGCUCUGUCAGCUUUGAGGACUUUGUCAUGGGCCUGUCCAUCAUCCUCAGGGGCUCCAUUAAUGACCGGCUGAACUGGGCCUUCAACCUAUACGACCUCAACAAGGAUGGUUGUAUUACCAAAGAGGAGAUGCUGGACAUCAUGAAGUCCAUCUACGACAUGAUGGGCAAGUGGACUUAUCCAUGCAUGCAGGACAAUGCCCCCAAGGAGCACGUGGAAAACUUCUUCCAGAAAAUGGAUCGCAACAAUGACGGGGUCGUGACCAUCGAUGAGUUCAUCGAGUCCUGCCAAAAGGAUGAAAACAUCAUGCAAUCCAUGCAGCUCUUCGACAACGUCAUCUAAGGCGUUUCCAUGGAGACGGGACAUCGGCAGGGGCGAGCUUUUCAGUGCAUGCCGUCCGGGCUCCUUCCUGGCCCGCGUUAGACCAAACUCUGCCCCACCCCAGCCUCAUCAUUCCCCAUCAGCCUUGCCAAAACUCCUCAGCCCCCGACCCCAGUCCUCCUGACCUCGGUGAGGACAGCAGCCUUUGCCAUUCCGGUUCGUCACCCGCUCCCCCAAAUGCAGAAAAUCUGGCAGGAAGAGGUUUUCGCAGCCAGCUUCACAGUCAUCCUUGUUAUGUCCCCAGAGAGACCUGUCUCCUCGUGGCGUCCCUGGCAGCCUCCUUGCCCUUUGGAGGUCAGUUGACUCGCACAAAGCUUGAGGGGUUCGGGUCGUGAAAGGGUUAGGGUUAGGGUUAGGGUUAGGUCAUACUGUAGUCAUGGCGGAGCUGUUCCCGACAUUCCAUCGGAAUAAUCCGGAGAAACCAGCGGCCAUCUUCAGCAGCAAGUCCAUUGUUCUUUUUCCUUUUUAACAUCAUCGUGAUGUUCCCUGCUGUUGCGUAGAUGCCUUUGUCACUUUUUGUCUCAGUGGUCGUUCCCAGCCUAUUGUUCACCCAUUCAAUCAGCUGAUCGAUCUAGCAUGGUAAAGUAUGAGUGAGCGGUUACGUGAUUGCCUAGCAACUCCAGUCCCACCCCCAGUGAUAUUUGACAAAACCCACAGGAAUGUCUUCCAAGACAUUCACACUCACUCUCCUGCAUAAUAUACCCUUAACUGUUGUUUAGGGUUAACCGAUUUCAAAUCCUUUAUGUGUUCCUCUGAAUCAUAAGAAACGUUGUGUUAUAUGACCAGAGAAUGGCUUUUAGGACCAAUAUGGGCUCUUGGGUAUACACAUCCAUCAACCAUCACAAUGAAGUGGUGAGAAGAUGAGCAGCCGGGCAGAUCUUUGAGAUGUCAAGGUCUGGCACAGACAGCCGGACGGAUCUGCAAGACGUCGAGGUCCAACGUAGACAGCCGGACAGAUCUGUGAGACAUGGAAAAUUGCCGUUAACAAGGCAGGCGCUCUGCUGAAGGCCCCCCUACUGGAGUGAACAUCUCAGCUGUGGAAAUGACUGGCUUUCACAGUACGUGUCCAAAAGAGUUUUGUCCAUUCUGUAAAUGUUACGACCUGUGAUCAUGUUAAUUUUAGGGUGUGUGUUGUUGGUCCUGCUUUUCCACACAGGCCGCAUUGCCCAUGUCGGAGCUUUUGCUUACUGAAGACUGCAACCCGUGCUGGAUCUAUUAGCCUGUCCUCCCAAUGUACAUGCUGUAGGUCUCAUUUAGCACUGAAGCUAAAAUUUCCAAUGUCCCAUUCAGAGUCUUAUGGUCACUUAUGAGCAGGCAGGGUUUUUGCGGUGCCUAGAUCAAAGAUGGGGUUGAGGAAGGUUCUGGAUUUUAUUUUGAGCUCGGAGUUAUGAAUGGAGUUGGGUGAUAGCCAUCAACGACGCCCAAAGUAUUCAUUGAAUAAUUGAAUUGUCUUACAACCUUUGUUCAUCUGAGAAAUGAAUGGAGGUUCAUUGAUGUUUUUGAGGUACACCACAGAGCUAGCGGUCCAUGAUCUGCAUCACAUUCCUCACUUCAAUGGUAGGAGAAGUUCUCCGUCUACAUGUCCAUCGCCGAUGCCUUUGGUCCACAGCCCAGCCCAGCAUUUGGCUGUAACACGGUUUAUUUUAAGCACGCACUCUCGCAGGGUGUUCCCAAAAAGAGGCGACGCUGAUCAACAGUGUCUUACGCCGGACGGUCACACCAGCCGGUGGCGGGAGAAGCCGCAGCCAUCGGGCGUCAGUGAAAUAUGUACGUGUGAAACAGACACUUUCCCGCUCUGCAGACGCGUCGCCAGCCCGCUGAGCUGCAGAGAAACCCGCGGUCUCUUAACGCAAGUGAUGAAUCGCUUUCCAAUUGGCUGCUCACAGCUUGGCAGAAAUUAUAAUCCACAAGAGGGGUACUUCAUUGUAGACCUUUUCAGAUGGAGUCCGCAAGCAGCAGCCAUAAGCGACUGAGAUUGUUGUCUUCCCAGGACUGUCCUGUUUUGGAUCCAUACGUUUCUCUCCAGGCCUGACAGUGAUCAGAUUUUCUUUCGAUGAUUUCAUGUUGACAAGUGAGUUCAUUAUGCAAGCAAUCUAACCUUCCUUCAUAACAACAAUGGUUCAAGCUGUAUUUGUAAGAAAAUACCUCUUGUGUGGGCACCCACAGAUAAAUCAUUGAAAUAACAAGACAUUACUUUCAUUUUCAUCGAUAUAAUGAAAUAAACACAAUCAUCUAGAUAUAAAAACAGAGGUGUCUAAUAUUCUAAUCAUUAUGUUUUAUCACGAGUAACAAAAUAACAGUUUUAUCAUAAAAAUAACAAUAGUUAUUUCAAUAGUCAUUGCAAUGUAGCUGCCCACCCAGCACACAAUUCUUUCAGCGUCGCUAACCAUUCCAGUCAUUCUGUUUCUAUGACAACCAAAACCAUUGAAAUCAACAGUUUGGGAUGCACAGUGUUGCCGUUCUUCAGCUUCCCCAGGUAUAAACUUAGGAAGAUCAGGCCAGCAGGAAUAAAAUAUUAGAUGGCUCCGAUCACUCCGAAACAUCCUCGCAACGUUUGCACAGAAGAGCUGGAUUACCAGAGACACAAUGCUAGGGCCCGACACUGACAUGAGAAUGCGAAUUAUACCUGAGCUCUGACUGACACCUGACGGGACAUAUUUGGGGAUGUUAGAUGAUACAGGAUAAGGUUGGGAAUGGAAUCUCCAGGAGUGGAAGGCAGUGAGGCAUCGGAGUAGGAAUGGGUUACAAAACCAGCAGCUUUCUACCAGAAAUUAGUGAAAAGUCUUCCAUGGUACGUUGAAGGCCGAAGGCGGGUGAGGCAUUUCUCAUUUCUCUACAUGACCACAUGUGCUGCUUGACCCUCGGUAGGUUAGUAUAGCGCUCCACUCCUGUCUUUAUUAGAGCGGUUCAGGUUCCAUAGUGUGGAACCUGAGUUUAGAAUCCUGAGAAACCCGAGAACAUGGAGCAGUUGGCCCGUUUUUUUGCUUUUUUUUUUCAAAGCACUUAAGCCUAGUAAGGGUUAGUGGCAAUUUGGGGGGGGGGGUGUCUUGUUGGUAUUAGAGGUGUUGGGUUUCCAGUAAUAGGGGUGGGGGGGUCUUCGGUGACAUGCACCAUUUCAUGGGAUGUCAUUCUGGUGACAUCUGUUCUUCUGGAGCGGAAGGGAGAUCUUUCACCGAAGACUUCCUUGCACUAGAUCAGCGUUUCCCAAUCUGGUCCUCGAGAACCCCCAGACGGUUCACGUUUUUCAAAAAAUUGGACUGUCUGGCAGGGAGCUGGGAGGGAGCAAAAACCUGGACCGUCCGUGGGUCCCCGAGGACCGGGUUUGGAAGCGUUACACUAGAUGACUGUAGUUUCUGGCCCCUGUAGGUCACGCCGUCUUUUCUCGCAUGCCGUGUGUCUCAAUGAAUCCUGAUAACCGUCGUUAUUUCCUGUGUGUCUAGUUGACUGGCCACCACUGGCUGCUUCGCCUUUGAAUGUGUGUAUAAUUUUGUACAGAAGACAAUAAUAAUAAUUAAAAAAAAAUCACUGUUGCUAUGCAACAA
This is a messenger RNA of Brienomyrus brachyistius, 4854 nucleotides long. RefSeq names its product Kv channel interacting protein 2 (gene kcnip2). Gene Ontology annotation, molecular function: potassium channel regulator activity; calcium ion binding. NCBI's taxonomy places the organism in Eukaryota, Metazoa, Chordata, Actinopteri, Osteoglossiformes, Mormyridae. The record is from RefSeq and is a predicted model, not a curated record. Gene Ontology annotation, cellular component: voltage-gated potassium channel complex. The transcript has 8 exons. The coding region runs from base 611 to 1273 and encodes 220 amino acids. Gene Ontology annotation, biological process: regulation of potassium ion transmembrane transport.